This is a messenger RNA of Argentina anserina (silverweed cinquefoil), 1489 nucleotides long. Its product is annotated as NAC domain-containing protein 92-like. Gene Ontology annotation, biological process: regulation of DNA-templated transcription. Bases 261 to 1298 code for a protein of 345 amino acids. The transcript has 3 exons. The record is from RefSeq and is a predicted model, not a curated record. Gene Ontology annotation, molecular function: DNA binding. Lineage: Eukaryota; Viridiplantae; Streptophyta; Magnoliopsida; Rosales; Rosaceae.
CUCAGUUCAUAGUUUUUCUCUCUUCUUCUUGUAAUAGAAUAGCUCUAUAGCUUACCUUAUCUGACAAAAUCCCAAGAGCUUGUAGCCUUGUAUCGUUGAUAUAUAGGUCUCUGCAUAUAUAGUCUUCGUUAGAAUUGAACCCUUUGCAGUUUCUAGUUUCACAGGAUUUGCUUGGUUUUCUGUGUUGAUCUUGAGAUUUAGAGAUUUCAGAUUCAUCAAAUUUUCUUAGGCUAACAGCUAUUGAGUGUCGAGCAGAAGAAAUGGAAAACGUGUCUGCGUUUAUCAAGGGAGAUGAGCCGAUGGAGUUGCCUCCUGGAUUCCGAUUUCACCCGACAGAUGAAGAACUCAUAAGCCAAUACCUCUCCCCGAAGGUUAUCAACAGUGGCUUCUCUGCGAGAGCUAUUGGAGAGGUGGAUUUGAACAAGUGUGAGCCUUGGGAUUUGCCAUGGAGGGCUAAAAUGGGUGAAAAGGAAUGGUACUUUUUCUGUGUGAGGGACAGAAAAUACCCAACUGGUUUGAGAACUAACCGGGCGACUGAAGCUGGGUACUGGAAAGCCACAGGCAAAGACAAGGAGAUUUACAAGGCCAAAGCCCUUGUUGGAAUGAAGAAGACUCUUGUUUUCUACAAAGGAAGGGCUCCAAAGGGUGAAAAGACCAACUGGGUCAUGCAUGAAUACAGAUUGGAAGGCAAAUACUCUCCAUAUAAUCUCCCCAAAACAGCCAAGAAUGAGUGGGUGAUUUGCAGAAUUUUCCAAAAGUGUAGUGAUGGGAAGAGAACUCAUAUUUCGGGGUUGGUGAGGGAGAGCCCUUUUGGAAAUGAAUUCCACCCUUCUUUUCUGCCACCAUUAAUGGAUUCUCCACCCUACAACAACAGUGACACAAGAACCACCACCGUUGGCGAAACAUCGCAUGUGUCCUGCUUCUCCGAUCCAAUGGAGGAUCAGAAAACCCAGGAUGACAUUAUCGACAGCUUCAACAACAACAACAACAACAAUAACAACAACAACAACGACAACAGCAUCGGCAGCAGCAACAGCAGUCAUCCGUUAGCUUCUUCAACCUCAUUUCCAUUCAAGUCCUCGGUCCAGAACUCUUACUUCUCCAACCAAAUUGCACCAAACACCGGAAAUAUGCAGUACCCCGAUUCUGGUUUUUCGCAAGACCAGUCUAUUAUGAGGUUGCUGACUGAGCCACAAGCUCCAAGCAUGAAGCGCAGUUCAUCAAAUUAUUUGGGGGGUCAAGAUGUUCCGUCAUACUCAGCUGCUCCAAUGGACUUUGAUUCCAUCUGGAAUUACUGAACUCAGAGAUGUGAAGGUUGAAGAUUUUGUGGGAUAAUCUAAUAUCAUUUACUAUUUGUGUACUUGUAUAGAUUAGAUCGUCCUCGUGGAGUUAUAGAAGCACCAGGGAAAUUAGUCCAUGUAUUUGAAAAAAAACAAAAAAAGACAAGUUGAUUUACUUGAAAAGAAAAAAGUCUUAAUGGAAUGUAAUC